UGGAACAACACUGCUCUCUUGUCAUUUCCCAUCUUGCAGAAUAUAUGAGCUCCAAGAAGAAUACAUUUCUUUUUAAAUUUGUUUUAAUUUUGUUGUUUGUUUUGUUGAAUUUGUAUUCAAUUCAUUUUUAUUUUAAAUAACGUAAGUACGAGACACCCCCACUCCAUGCCAGUUGGUGGCGGUAAUGCGUCAAUUUGUUAUUUGUCAACCGCCAUUAAACUCCAAAGAAGAAGAAAUCGUAAACAUGACAAGGGUGUACUGUACGUGAAGGCAACACCGUACGUUUUUAACUGCCAAAUAUAUUUGUGUUGGACUGCAGUGUUGUGUCGAAAAACGAGUUAACCCUGAAUUAUUUACGUCGGAAAUACAAAUAACAUUAGCAGGUUAGCUAGUUAUGUAUCUUCGUCCGAUUUUGCGGACGCAGUUAUUCGGGACCAGAGCGGCUCACCUCAACCGUUUGCAGCAUGUUUGUCGAGCCGAGGUAUCUGAAGAUAAAACGCUACCGUCUCAUUUUUAUUCACGUUUUAUUUUCCUUAACGACAGCUGAGCAUGUUGGCAGCACCUGUCCCACGGGCCCCGGUGGUGGCUGUGGGGAGCGCACGGUGCACGCCCACCGAGAGAGACCGCUGUGCACCAAAAGUGACGAGGUGAAGUUGGCCGAGGAGGCCAGCAGGAAGUAUGGCUCCCCAGCUCCAACCAUCUUCUCCAAAGUCAUUGAUAAAAGCAUCCCUGCGGAUAUCAUUUAUGAGGAUGAGAAGUGUUUGGCCUUUAGGGAUAUCAGCCCACAGGCCCCUGUUCACUUCCUGGUUAUUCCAAGGAUCCCUAUUCCAAGAAUAAGUGAGGCUAAGGAUGAUGAUGCAGAGCUCUUGGGACAUUUAUUGAUUGUUGCCAAAAAUGUGGCAAAGCAAGAAUCUCUGGAUGAAGGAUACAGAGUGGUGAUCAACGACGGAAAGCACGGUGCUCAGUCCGUGUACCACCUCCACAUCCACGUCCUGGGAGGCAGACAGAUGGCCUGGCCACCGGGAUGAGGGUUUCAUGGGUCUCUUCCAUCCUCAUCCCGUCAUUCUGUAAAACAACUCACUUCACCAGGCAAAAAAAAAACAUGACGAUUUUGACGAAUGUAAAGAUUGUAUGUAAAAAAUGUAGUCGGGAUAUGGCUGCAAAUAAAGUCGGUGUUUCUAAUAUGGA
This is a messenger RNA of Pseudoliparis swirei, 1188 nucleotides long. It is a transcript of the gene hint2, whose product is annotated as histidine triad nucleotide binding protein 2. The transcript has 5 exons. Gene Ontology annotation, molecular function: hydrolase activity. The record is from RefSeq and is a predicted model, not a curated record. Lineage: Eukaryota; Metazoa; Chordata; Actinopteri; Perciformes; Liparidae. Gene Ontology annotation, cellular component: cytoplasm; mitochondrion. Bases 465 to 1028 code for a protein of 187 amino acids.